This is a messenger RNA of Alternaria triticimaculans, 873 nucleotides long. RefSeq lists its product as uncharacterized. The record is from RefSeq and is a predicted model, not a curated record. The coding region runs from base 1 to 873 and encodes 290 amino acids. The transcript has 2 exons. Lineage: Eukaryota; Fungi; Ascomycota; Dothideomycetes; Pleosporales; Pleosporaceae.
AUGUUCAGGAAUAUGAAGAAGCGCCGCAACGUACCCAGGACCUCCUCGGCAGCAGACGACCCAGAGCCGAUCAUCUCACCACUUCUACUAUUACCAGCUGAACUCCGCAACCAAAUCUACAAAUACGUGCUACUAUCCCAACACCGCCCCAUCGAGCUCUUCAAAUCACCUGUCCUCUACAGCUCAUGGAGCCACAGCACCUCCGUCUGGUUCCGCAUGAUAAAACCCAGCCAAGUAUGCCGGCAAAUGCGCAGAGAAUACCGACCCUUGGCCCUCCGCCAACAAGAGCUCACCAUCAGCAUCAAGCCCUGGCUCCGCUACGUCGACUUUGUUUACGGGCCUUCCCGCCCCAUAGAGCACGUGCCCAGACGCAUCGACUUGGUUAUCGAGGAUCCGUUGGUAGAGCGAUUGAGACUGGAUGUACUACCUUUGCUGCGGAUUCGGCAUUGUAUUUACCCCGCUGGAAAAGCGUCGAUAUCGUUUAGGCCGUGUCACAGCUAUCUGAAGCAGCCGACGACGAUGAAAGUGCAACUGGAUUCUAUAUUGGGCUUUGACGACGCACGUUGGGUGACUUGUAUUGUAAGCGGCGAUGUCGCGGAAGUUGUGAUUCAUGCUGGAAGAGGGAGUCUUGACUACGGCGUUGCUAUUGUGAGGGUUGUUGUUGUGUUUAAGAGUGGAAAGGCACCUGGGAGGCUUACGAGCGAGGUUAUUGUUCCCGAGGUGAUGGUUCGCGAUCAGGGGUUUGUGGACAAGUUUGCGGAGAGUGUGGGUUGGACGAAGAGAAAGGGACUGGAUGUUCAUGCUUCGAUAGAGGGGCAUUGUAAGAAUGUUUGGCCACUUCGGCCGACGAAGUAUUUGUCGAGAUGGACAUGA